Molecule: messenger RNA, 2037 nt
Organism: Exaiptasia diaphana
Lineage: Eukaryota; Metazoa; Cnidaria; Anthozoa; Actiniaria; Aiptasiidae
Product: adenine DNA glycosylase
Exons: 2
Coding region: 119-1489 (456 amino acids)
Biological process (GO): base-excision repair; mismatch repair
Cellular component (GO): nucleus
Molecular function (GO): adenine/guanine mispair binding; 8-oxo-7,8-dihydroguanine DNA N-glycosylase activity; 4 iron, 4 sulfur cluster binding
Source: RefSeq, a predicted model, not a curated record
UGUCUCCUCGGGCUUGAUUUGGCGCAAAAUCUCCRCAAAAUCCAACAAACGGCGAGACACCCCGGCGAGAUACUGACUGUACAAGUGCACUGUAUAGUCAGUAUUGAAUUCGAAAAACAUGCCUAGAAGUAAAGAAAGGUUGGACAAUUCUAAAGAGCAAGAACACAGUCAUGAUUUCAAAAGCAGCGAAGAAAAGUCAGUUCGUGUGAAACUACUCGACUGGUACGAUGAUAAGAAACGAGAUCUUCCGUGGCGUAGGUACGCCAACGAACAAGAUCCUAACAAGCGGGCUUAUGCCGUGUGGGUGUCAGAAAUAAUGUUACAACAAACGCAAGUUGCCACUGUUAUUGAUUAUUACAAUCGGUGGAUGGCGAAAUGGCCGACUGUCCAAGAUCUAGCUAAUGCAAGCUUGGAGGAGGUUAAUGAGGUUUGGUCUGGACUUGGGUAUUACUCUAGGGGAAAACGUCUUUUCGAAGGGUCUAAAAAGGUUUGUGAAGAAUUAAAUGGUAGAAUGCCUAGUGAUGCAGUAAGCUUGGAGCAAAAGCUUCCUGGUGUAGGUCGUUACACAGCAGGGGCAAUAGCAUCAAUUGCUUUCAAGGAGGCAACAGGUGUGGUAGAUGGCAAUGUUAUUAGAGUAUUAUCACGGCUAAGACUGAUUGGUGCCAACAGUACUAGCAAGAUUGCAUCUGGGAAGUUCUGGCAACUGUCAAAUUCUUUAGUUGACAGUGCCAGGCCAGGAGAUUUCAACCAGGCUAUGAUGGAGUUAGGCGCAACUGUGUGCACUCCUAAAACUCCCCAAUGUGCCAUGUGCCCCUUAAAGGUCCACUGCAUGGCAUACAAACAAGUAGAAGAUUCUAAAAAAACAAAAACAUCUGAGUUUUUAACAAAGGGUAACAUGCAGAAUGGAAGUAGAGUGAGUGCUGACAUAGAAGAGUGUGGUUUGUGCCUUUGUUCAACCUGGGAUGUCUCACUAGGCGUAUGUAACUACCCAACAAAGCCAAAGAAGAAGGAAAUAAAACAAGAAACAUUUGGAGCCUGCUUGUUGCAGAAAAACAAUGAGAAUGGCUUAGUUGUUGUCAAACGACCAGAGAGUGGAUUACUUGCUGGAUUGUGGGAAUUCCCUAACACUCAGUUAGACACAACACAAAAUAAUGCAACUUCAACAAUCACUCGGUUUCUGUCUGAAGAGAUUGGUUUGACCAAGUUUACUAGUCAAAAAGAAUUAGGUGAAGUUAUGCAUAAGUUUUCUCAUUGCCAUCACAUUUACAAAGUCUAUCAUUUUGUCUGUGAAGAAACAAAAUUAAAACAAGUUUUACGGCCAGUUAAAUGGAUCACUAAGGAGGAGAUUAAGGAUGCUGCAAUGCCUAUGGCAAUGAGAAAAAUCUUCAGGUUGUAUGAAGACACUGUCUCCAACAAAAGAAAGUUGAAUACAUUUCAUAAUACUAUGAAGAAACAAAAAACCAUGGACUCAUUUUUCAAAGCUAAGUAGUACAGUGUAGUCAGUGAGAGCCAUUAUUAGCUUGAGCUGUAUUAAACCCAGUAGGGGGAUACUCCCUAAUAAAAAAGGGCGGGGGUCCUCAUCGGAAAUACUGAAAAUGAUCCCUGAAAGGGACCUGUAUUUUGAGAUAAUGGGCAUGGCAGUGCUGAAAUUUAACCCCUAAGAGGGACCAAUCAAUAACAGGUCAUUUUGUUUUCRUUUUUAUUUGUGUUUUUGCACAAGCAUCAAAYGCUGUUGGCUCAUAUUGAGAGCAAUCAUCUAAUUAGCAGUUAUGGUUGUAGUUGAUCCUAUAAUGACGGCUUAGGGUUGCCAUAUAGGGACAACAAAACUCAGUUGGUGAGAAUUCUUGUCAUUAUCACCCUAAGGGGKACUAMAACACUGAUUCCAAACCCUAAAASGGACGACCAGGAGCCCCGCCCAGGUAUUAAACCCUGCACAUUCAAAUAAGAAACAGUCAGAGUUGCAUCUCCCAACGUCAUCAAGAAAAGCUGUCAAUUAUCUGAUGAAUACAAAAGCUGCAUUAAACAAUGCAAAAAGUG